AUGAGGUCCCUGGUGGCAUUGAGGCCAGAUGUGGUGGCAGUGUCGAGCAUUAUGUGGGUACGGGUCGGUGAGCCGGUGAUUUGCUUUGGUGGAUGGCAGGAACACAUCGUUCGCGGACCAAAUGGUCAAAAGGUGCAGUUGGUGGCAAUGUAUUGCCUUCAGGAUACCAGUGGUGCACAGCUGAAGGUGGACACCGGGGACUUGCUCAGCUUGCAUGUGGGCACCGCCCAGGCAGAGUUAAAGCUUUGCACGUUUGCCAGUCCCAGAGCCCCGAGUCUCAGUCCCCGAGCCCCUGGUGGCAACCCGCACCUGAAGGUAGAUUUGUCCGGCUUGCCAAAGCGCGGCUUUUCCCAUCAGAGCACUUCAUCCAAGGUCGGCUUCGAUGACAAAGGCAACAUCUUGCCGGAUGGCUUCGGUGGCCAGCUUCGAUUCCGGGACAACCACACUCAAUCCACGCUUGGCAGUGCUUUAGAUUCUGGAGAGGCAGACAGCACGUAUCAACGCUCGGAGAGUUGGGCGAAAAAGCCAAAAGAUGCGGCAUACGCUGCGUUGAGAUACUUGGGCUUGCUGCCGACGGCCACACCCACUGCCUCAAAGCCUGUUCUGCUGGGUGGCUCGAUGGUCGGGCAGCUCCUGGAACUGGCACUGGCAAUCUGCUUUGCAAGCGCAGCGGAUUGCAGCGCUUUGACCGAAUCGGCCACCGUCGAGGACAAGAAAGCAUUGCAGCGACUGCGUGCGCUCGCAGAACGAUUAAACCUGCUCGGACGCGGUGUGGUGGUUUCUUCUGAGAGCAAGGCCACACUGUCUCCGGCAGAGCUCGUUACGGCAUUCUUGAAUGCCUCUGCGCAGUCCGGUUCACGUGGAGCCUCUCCGACCGGCAGGCCACCGGGGUAUGCGAGGAAGGACUCAACUCAAAGUGUGCUGAGCAAAGCUAGCUUGCUCCGUCAUCGCAGUACUUCGAAGGUCAGGUUUGAUGCGACGGAUUCUCCAAAAGCGUCACCUCGCACGCCCGAUCGAGAGCUGCGUUCAGGCUUUAAUCGGUCCCAGUCGGACUUCAGCUGCUCUUCGUUCACGGACUUCAAUCAGAAACAGGCCCGUGCAAAAAAGGACACGAACACAGCCGCCCCUGCCUUCUUGGAGUUCCUCAUUGCGGUCCUUAAAGGUGGCCAGGAGCAGCGCGUCGGGGCAGUUUCACCUCCUUCACCGCCCGGAACUGCCGCUGUUGGAGCAAACGGUAACGAUGUCGUUCUAGACCUCAAGCUGGACACCGAUUUCGGAAGGUCAAGUUCAGCGCACCCUGAAGACGACAAUGCGUCUGCUCUGACUUACCAUUCAUACUGCGAUGCAAUGGUCGCGGGCGCUGGUGAGGAUGAGGUGAAGGAAGUGAUAAGUGCUGAAGUGUUGAAGCUGGGAGGAACAGAGGGCAAGCAAACCAUGCGCAUCGCCUUCAAAUCCAAAUGCCUGCGGACACAAAACGAGUGGCAGAAGCAGCUUCUCGCCCAACAGCGCGCUUUGCUGGAUGUUGUCACAGGCAGGUUGCAGGCAGCCGAAAGAACUUUGAAAGAAGACGAGGAG
Symbiodinium necroappetens is the source of this 1575-nucleotide messenger RNA. NCBI's taxonomy places the organism in Eukaryota, Dinophyceae, Suessiales, Symbiodiniaceae. The record is from the annotation of a GenBank genome assembly.